Molecule: messenger RNA, 2572 nt
Organism: Galleria mellonella (greater wax moth)
Lineage: Eukaryota; Metazoa; Arthropoda; Insecta; Lepidoptera; Pyralidae
Gene: nebu
Product: facilitated trehalose transporter Tret1
Exons: 3
Coding region: 200-1774 (524 amino acids)
Biological process (GO): transmembrane transport; carbohydrate transport
Cellular component (GO): membrane
Molecular function (GO): sugar transmembrane transporter activity
Source: RefSeq, a predicted model, not a curated record
UUGUUAUUAUCAUAUUUUGUUUAGUUUUAAAUUAAAUAAAAUUAUGUAGUUUUUAUUUUCGAUUAUAAGGCUAUAUUUAUUUAAAAGCAUAUAUUGCUAUAUUAUUGGUUGACAGCUAUUUGUGUUUUACAUUAGUGUUGUUUAUUUUUACAACUGCAAUUGUGAAUUGUUGAGUUUUUUGUCGUGUUUCAAAUCUACAAUGAGGAGCUCAAUAUUUAGGCGAAAUCGCUCUGGGAGUAAUCCAGAGCGCGAGCCCUUACUUUCUACACCCGGACCUAGUAGAGAAAUCCAAAAUGAGCCUGCGGACGGAAACGGCACUAUGGCAGAGGUCGGUGUCUCCCAGACGGAGCUAGUGGGGUCGAGAGGUGAUUCUGGACGGAAAUUGCCACAAUACAUUGCAGCUCUUUCAGCUACGCUUGGAGCACUCGCGGCCGGUUCUAUGCUCGGAUGGUCUUCGCCAGUCGUCUACAAAAUUGUUCAGCCUAACAGCACCGAUUACAACUUCCCAGUCACCGAAGCACAAGGCGAUUGGGUCUCAUCGCUCAUCAACCUCGGAGCUGCUGCAGUUUGUUUCCCCAUCGGUCUAAUUAUGGACGCUAUAGGCCGAAAGAAAACUAUGUUGUUUCUCGUGGUGCCUUUCACGUUAGGCUGGCUCCUGAUUACCUUCGCAACGAACGUCGGCAUGCUAAUGGUCGGCAGGUUUAUAACGGGCGUCGCCGGAGGAGCCUUCUGCGUCACAGCACCAGCCUACACCAGCGAGAUAGCCCAAGACUCGAUACGAGGCACCUUAGGCAGCUAUUUCCAACUGAUGAUUACGAUUGGUAUUCUAUUCGCUUACGCUGUCGGAAGUUACACUUCGGUGCUCGCGUUCAACAUUCUAUGUACAAUAAUACCUAUUAUAUUUGGUAUUAUAUUCUUCUUUAUGCCGGAAAGUCCGAACUACUUGGUUGUAAAGGGACAAAACGACGCAGCCAGGGAAGCACUGAUCAAGUUACGAGGAAGUGGAUACGAUGUCGACACUGAAUUGAAUGGGUUGAAACUGAAAGCCGAAGAAUCGCGAAACAACCAGGUCUCCUUCAGGUCCGCUAUCACAAAGAAGUCUGCUCUAAAAGCAAUCUUUAUUUGCUAUGCUCUAAUGUUGUUCCAACAACUGUCGGGUAUUAAUGCAGUCAUCUUUAAUUCUUCGGCGAUCUUCGCGUCGGCCGGCGCAUCUAUAUCAAGCGCAAUAUCUUCAAUAAUCAUAGGUGUCAUACAAGUAGUGGCCACGUUCAUUUCUAGCUUGGUCGUCGAUAAACUGGGCAGGCGGAUUCUGCUUCUGUUGUCUGCCUUAGUUAUGUGCUUAUGCUCGACUGCUUUGGGCGUCUUCUUCUUCCUACAAGACCAACACGGUGCGGAUUCUUCGAUCGUUCAAUCGAUGUCGUGGUUGCCGCUUCUGUCUCUGUCGCUGUUCAUCAUCGCGUUUUCACUCGGCUUCGGGCCCAUACCCUGGAUGAUGGCGGGAGAUCUGUGCAUGAUAGAUAUAAAGGCGUUCGUCGGCUCCACUGCUGGUACUCUGAACUGGCUCCUCAGUUUCACGGUAACGAGCACAUUUAACUCAUUGAACUUCGCUAUCGGUUCAGGUCAAGUGUUCUGGCUCUUCGCGGGCAUUAUGGUGAUUGGAUUUAUUUUCAUAUUCUUCAUAGUCCCAGAGACAAAGGGAAAGAGCAUAGCCGAGAUCCAAUUAAUGCUAGGAGAAGAGCCCCAACAAAGAAAUGUCGAGAUCAAUAAGAAAUAAACAAUGACAACAGACUGACGAAUUUACAUAGUAUUUUUGUACUAAGACUUACCUGUGUCGAUUAGAUUCUUUGGUGUCAUAAACGUAUGCACGUCGUAAGCAAUAUAUCGAUUGAUUUGUACAAAUACCAAAGAAUUUUCGAUAUACGUUAUUACUAAGAGAAACUUGUGACGUUGUAGGGUUAAAUGUAUUUAUUUAAUAAUAAUAUAAUCGUUGUUAAUUUAUUGGUGUCAGAGUGACCAGGAAGUGCAGGCAGCUCAUUUUGGAAUUAAGUUCUAAGUUUAAAAGUUAAAGCUUUAUUUAAAAUUCGAAUUUUAAUUGUCAAUGGUAUUAUUGAAGUAAGAAAUUCAUAUCAUCAGACUAUUUUAUAAUUAUUAAAACUAUAUGACAUUAGUGUCGGUCCAAUUCUAAAAUGUCAUUAUCCGAAAUUAACCCAUAAAAUUUGUGAAUACGAUGAUGACAUUGUAGGAUUGAACUAAAUGUGUAUAUUGUUUUAGUGUGAAAGAUUGCCGGUACCGAGAGGGAGCUUGACUGACCUAUCAUGUUCAGGUAGAUUUUUUACUCUAAGAGUCAAGUUAUCCCAGGAAUGCAUUAUAAAAGUGAACGCAGUGAGAGAUUUAUUUUAAGAAUAAAGUCCUUUAGCUCUUGACACUUUCUAUCUACUCCGUAAAGGAGCUAGCGUGACGAUAAUUCUAGUGUUCUUCUCUAAAAUGCCAUAAAUUUUUUAUAUACAAUUGGGAAUUGAAAUUGUAAUUUUUAUAUUUUUAACAGCUGAUCAUAUGGCAUAUAUGUGAAGAU